This is a messenger RNA of Trichechus manatus latirostris (Florida manatee), 4732 nucleotides long. It is a transcript of the gene KRAS, whose product is annotated as KRAS proto-oncogene, GTPase. Lineage: Eukaryota; Metazoa; Chordata; Mammalia; Sirenia; Trichechidae. Gene Ontology annotation, molecular function: GDP binding; GTP binding; GTPase activity. Gene Ontology annotation, cellular component: plasma membrane. The coding region runs from base 3182 to 3865 and encodes 227 amino acids. Gene Ontology annotation, biological process: Ras protein signal transduction. The transcript is spliced from 6 exons. The record is from RefSeq and is a predicted model, not a curated record.
GCUAUGAGUCGCAAUCGACUGGAUGGCAACGAGUUUGGUUUUGGUGUAUAUGUUACGUUUGUAAUGAAAGAAAAAUCAGUUAAAAAUUAUAAAGGGAAAAACUUUAUUCGUAAUCAUUAUCUCAGAAUUACCCAUAUGACUGGUGUCGCUUUUAGGUGACUAAGAUCCAAAAUGCUGACUUGAACACGUGACAGACUUAUAGACAUCAAAUAUGGGUGCUGUCAAUACUGUUUACUUUGAGGCUAUAGCCAUCUACAGGAAUAUUUGGUUUUAAGAGAGCUGAUAAAUGGUAAUUCAGUUUUAUGACAAAAAUGAACUUUUUACUUUAUUUUUUUGCUUAACAAAAAUUGUUGGGAUCUAGUCUCAGUUUUACCCCUUGUUAGCUUCUGUAAGUUUGAGUGAGGGAGGCCCUUCAGGGCUAUGACCUUCAAUAAGAUUCCUUUGGAACUCAAUUCUCUCUAGUGGAUUUAAAUAUUACUUGGUUAUUAUUGUUUAAGGGUCCCCCCCCCAAAACAAACACUGCAUAAACAAGUAGAUUGGAAGGUGUGUGUCUCUGAAUUCACACAUGCAUAUACUACUAAACUCUAAUACAGUACCUGUCCACAAUAUCUUCUAGGCUAGCAACCUUUUUGGUCUUAGGACCUCUUUACUCUCUUAAAAAUUGUUGAAGCUUUGAUUUGUGUGGGAUACAUCAGUAUUUAUCAUAUUAGAAAUUGAGACUGAAAAUUAAAAAUAUAUAUUAAUUCAUUUAAAAUAGAAAUAAAUAAAAUUCUUUAUGAAAAAUUACUAUUUUCCAAAACCCAAACAAAAAUUAGUGAGAAGAGUAGCCUUGUUUCACACUUUUGCACAUCUCUUUAGUGUUUGGAUUAAUGGAAGACAUCUGGAUUCUCAUAUCUGCUUCUGCAUUCAAUCAGUUGCAAUCUCAUGUCUGGAAAGCUCAACACUUGUGAGAGAAUGGGAGUGAAAAGGGCAAGUGACAUCUUAGUAUUAUUAGGACAAUAGUUUCGACCUCUUGGACCCCCAAAUGUCUUAGGAACCCCAAGGGGUUCUUGGACCACACUUGGAGAACUAUUGUUCUAGGUUGUCCACACUGGGGUUUUUUUCGUGGGCGGUGGGGGGAGUGGAGCUAGAGGAUACAUUUUGGUGUGAUUCUCGUCCUCUUAUCCCAUUUGGACACGUCAUCAGAAAGAUCAGUUGCUAGAAAAGGACAUCAUGUUUGGUACAGUAGAGGUUCAGCAAAAAUGAAGGAUACAUUCAAUAAGUAGAUUAACACAAUAACCAUAACAGUGGACUCAAACAUACCAAAGAUCAUGAAGACGAUGCAGGACUGAGCGGGCAGCGUUUGUUCUGUUAUACAGAAAGUCACCGUGAGUCAGAGCUGACUUGACGGCACCUAAUAACAACAGCCGCAGUUGCCGUGGCUUACGUUUGGAAUCCACAGUGGAGGCAAACAGGAUAAGAUCAUGUUUGUAGUGGCUCCUGAGGUGGCGCUAGACAAAAAGCAAAUAAGGAUAGGUGGAGUAGAGGUGUGGGCCAGGGAGGUGUAAUAUAACAUUUCUGUGAUACAGUAGUUGUCUGGCCUGUGGUGCUCUUUGUGAGAAGGUCCAGGAAUAAGGUGAGGAGGUUAGUAUGUUAUCAUUUGGCCAACCAGCUUAUUUUAUUUUAGGUGCCUAUUUGGAUAAUUCUUGCUCUUCAGUAUCUAUGCUACUGAAUAGAUACAGUAUUUGUCUACAAUAUAUACACAUUCAUUAAUUUGGAACUGCUUGUCCUGUAAUAAAUUAUUGUGUAAACAAUGUUAUUCUUUCUACAUUUCACUGGUUUGUAAUAAUACGGAGUUAUUGAGGGAAAGCAGAUAGAAUUAAAAUAUAUUCAUUUCUAAAGAUUUGAAACAGCUGACUAAAAAGUUUUAUUCUAAUUUUACUCUAAUAUCAGAUUUCAUUUUCUAUCUUAUUCUUGUUAACCUUACAAGGUGUUAGUAUUUAUUGUACCUGUUGGGAGACAAUGUAUGAGAAGCAAAGAGUAAAUGUCAUGUAUGUAGAUUAUUGAGAAGUAUUCACUUACAUCUUUUUAAAAUUCCGUCCAUCCUAUUGAAAACAGUCUUUACCUUUAAAUUUUAUAUACACCUCCUCCUCACUUAUCAACUUUCUUGUUAGCUGACAUUUUGCAUUUAUGACAAUAGUAAAAAAUUUACUAUUUUGCACAUUAACAACCCAUACCUGACAGUAACCCUUUCAUGACCAGUGGAACACAUAGUGCCCACCUACAUUUUCUGCAUCUCGGGUCCAAAGGGACAUAUGCAUCCCAUAUAAUAUUUUUGUGAUCUGAUGUAGUCAUCCUCCAUGUUUGUGUGUAAUGACCUGGUCUUUGGAACCUAACAUGUCGAUAAGUGAGGAGUGAGUGUAAUUACAUUUUUCUUGUGCAAAAGUGCUAUUUUUCAGCACAACAUAGGAUUAUGUAUUGUGAUUGACGAUCAGAUCAUCUAUACUGAAUAGUUAAUCCAAAAUUCUCUUUUUACAUCUUUAUUUUCCCCAGCAGAUAUUUUACAGAUUAAAACAUCAAAUUUCAUCCACUUUGUGCUUCAGUGUCUAAUUUUAUUUCCCCACUGUGUGACAAGCUUUAUGUGACACCCCCCCACCUGAUUUUUGCUAAUGGUGCCUUUUUUUUUUUUUUUUUAAUAGCUGUUGACUCCAGCAAAGACUCUCUUAACAUAUCCACUUCUGACUCUUAAGAGACCAGAGUCAACUAGGAAUACUGCAGCGAUAGGCGUGGAGAUAGCUGUCAACAAGUUUUGUGUGGGUGUGUCUGCAGGGUAUAGAGUACUGUUCUGGACACUUGUACUGCGUGGAGUCAUGAUAUGUCCCUUUGAGAGCCAUUGGCUCCUAUAGAACAGCAGUGGCUGGCUGCUUGGAUAGAAUAACCUGAAUGUAAGAUAAAAGAAUUGGCUGUGUACGCUGAAUGCAUUUUUCUCAAAUGUUGAUGGGGGAGUUCGUAAACAAAGUACAGUUCAUUACAAAACUCGUGUUUUGAAGUUUCAUCAUUGAAUUUUAUAAGGCAUUUUGAAAUUUUCUAUAUAAAGGUGAAUUUGUUGUUGCUAGAGGAUAUGGGUUAUAUUGACAUCAUGUGUGACACAUGUUCUAAUUUAGCCACAUUUUUGUUAUUUUUAUUAUAAGGCCUGCUGAAAAUGACUGAAUAUAAACUUGUGGUAGUUGGAGCUGGUGGCGUAGGCAAGAGUGCCUUGACGAUACAGCUAAUUCAGAAUCACUUUGUGGAUGAAUAUGAUCCUACGAUAGAGGAUUCCUACAGGAAACAAGUAGUAAUUGAUGGAGAAACCUGUCUCUUGGAUAUUCUCGACACAGCAGGUCAAGAGGAAUACAGUGCAAUGAGGGACCAGUACAUGAGGACUGGGGAGGGCUUUCUUUGUGUAUUUGCCAUAAAUAAUACUAAAUCAUUUGAAGAUAUUCACCAUUAUAGAGAACAAAUAAAAAGAGUUAAAGACUCUGAAGAUGUACCUAUGGUCCUAGUAGGAAAUAAGUGUGAUUUGCCUUCUAGAACAGUAGACACAAAACAGGCUCAGGACUUAGCAAGAAGUUAUGGAAUUCCUUUUAUUGAAACAUCAGCAAAGACAAGACAGAGAGUGGAGGAUGCUUUUUAUACAUUGGUGAGAGAGAUCCGACAAUACAGAUUGAAAAAAAUCAGCAAAGAAGAAGAGACUCCUGGCUGUGUGAAAGUUAAAAAAUGCAUUGUAAUGGGUGUUGAUGAUGCCUUCUAUACAUUAGUUCGAGAAAUUCGAAAACAUAAAGAAAAGAUGAGCAAAGAUGGUAAAAAGAAGAAAAAGAAGUCAAAGACAAAGUGUAUAAUUAUGUAAAUACAAUUUGUACUUUUUUCUUAAGGCAUACUUAAGUAAAAGUGGUAAUUUUUGUACAUUACACUAAAUUAUUAGCAUUUGUUUUAGCAUUACCUAAUUUUCUUUCUGCUCCAUGCAAACUGUUAGCUUUCAUCUUGAAUGCUUAUUUUAAAAUGACAGUGGAAACUUUUUUUCCUCUAAGUGCCAGUAUUCCCUGAGUUUUGGUUUUUGAACUAGCAAUGCCUGUGAAAAAGAAACUGAAUACCUGACAUUUCUGUCUUGGGGUUUUUGGUGCAUGCAGUCGAUUACUUCCUAUUUUUCUUACCAAUUGUGAACUUCCGUGUGAAAUGAGUUAAUGAAGCUUUCAAAUCAUCCCUAUUCUGUGUUUUAUCUAGUUACAUAAAUGGAUUAAUUACUAAUUAUAACUUCAAUUGAGACUUCAUGAUUGGUUUUACUGAAACAUUGAGGAAACACUUUUAUGGGCUUCCUGUAGAUUUCAUCCAGGCAUCCUGUCCUAUAGUUUUAGAUUAACCCUAAUGAAUAUAAAGUUACACUGUUCACAGAGAUUCCCCCCGCCUGCCCCUUUUCCACUGCUAUUUGUCAUGGUCACUCCCCCAAAAUAUUAUAUUUUUUCUAUAAAAAGGGAAAAAAAUAGAAAAAAAAAUGCAAGGAAAUGGAAAAUAUUAAAAGGCCAUUUACUUUCCACAUUAGAUAAAUUCCUAUAAGAUUUCUUAUAGCUUUUCCUGUGAAGGCAGACCCAGUAUGUAAUGGGGAUUGUAGCAACCAUUUUGUGGCUGUAUUUACUGUAUUUUUUAUGCAAAUAAGAUGCACCUUCUACAGUUAUUUGCCAACCACUCCCUCCCCCUGCAGGAUAUUUUUGUAAGUGCU